Molecule: messenger RNA, 483 nt
Organism: Setaria italica (foxtail millet)
Lineage: Eukaryota; Viridiplantae; Streptophyta; Magnoliopsida; Poales; Poaceae
Product: protein RKD1
Exons: 2
Coding region: 1-483 (160 amino acids)
Molecular function (GO): DNA-binding transcription factor activity
Source: RefSeq, a predicted model, not a curated record
AUGAGUAGUUUGGAUACUGCGAGGGAGAAAUCACGCAAGCUUGACUGCGACAGUGUGGAGCAAGCCACACAAGUGCAGGGGCGUCCGGCCGGCGGUGGAUCAGAGGCGAAGGCAUUGACGUUCGAGCUCGUGUCGCAGCAUUUCUCCAUGCCGAUCGAGCAGGCGGCGCGGGAGCUCAACGUGGGGGUCACCGGCAUGAAGAAGCGGUGCAGGGAGCUCGGCAUCCCGCGGUGGCCGCACCGCAAGGUGAAGAACCUGCAGACGCUCAUCGACAAUGUCCAGGAGCUUGGGAAGGAGACCGAAGAGGUGGAUGGCCAUCUGACCAGGAUCGUGGUGGAGAGGCUGCAGCAGACGAAGAAGCUGAUCGAGGAGAGGCCUGAGGUGCCGUUGGAUGAGAAGACGAAGCAGCUGAGUCAGGCGUGUUACAAGGAGAACUGGAAGAGGAAGAGAGGCUCAAGGCCAGGUCAACACCGCGCGUCGUGA